Molecule: messenger RNA, 867 nt
Organism: Brettanomyces bruxellensis
Lineage: Eukaryota; Fungi; Ascomycota; Pichiomycetes; Pichiales; Pichiaceae
Exons: 2
Coding region: 1-867 (288 amino acids)
Molecular function (GO): phosphatase activity
Source: RefSeq, a predicted model, not a curated record
AUGGGGAGACCUAGAUUAAUACUUCUUGUCCGUCAUGGAGAAUCUGAAGGAAACAAGGAUAAAACAGUGAAUCAGUAUAUACCAAAUCACAAGGUUCCAUUGACAAACCAUGGACAUGAACAAGCACUUGAAGCAGGAAAGCUUCUAAAGUCUAUUUUAAAAGAAGAUGACUCCAUUUGCUUUUACACGUCACCAUAUCUGAGGGCCCGCCAGACUACAAACGAUAUAAUUGAAGGUAUCAAGGAUACAGGUGUGAAAUAUGUAAUUGAAGAAGAACCUAGAAUGAGAGAACAGGAUUUUGGAAAUUUCCAGAGCACAAAAGAGGAGAUGCAGAGAAUAUGGGUUGAGCGUGCAAAGUACGGCCAUUUCUUUUAUAGAAUUCCUUACGGAGAGAGUGCAGCAGAUGUAUAUGAUAGAUGCGCUUCCUUUGAUGCAUCUCUUUUCAGACAUUUCGCGCGGGACACGUUCCCGUCGAUUUUGGUACUUGUUACGCAUGGAAUCUGGGCGAGGGUUUUCUUGAUGAAAUGGUUUCGAUGGACCGUGGAGUAUUUUGAGGAUUUACAAAACGUCCCUCAUUGCACGUGGAUAGUGAUGGAAAAAGAUCCUAAAACACAGAAAUAUCAUCUGAACACACAUUUACAAACGUGGUCUGAGCUUGAGGAUCAGCAAAGGGCGAAGAAGUUGAAAGAAGACACUUCAGAUGAGUUGAGGCUUACUACAAACGGGCAAUUAGAUGAUAACGAAAUGAAUACGGUUGCAGUUGCAGCAGCUAAAGCCAAGGAUGAGCAAGUGAAAAGGUCACUAGAAACCAUGAGGAAGUAUGAAGUGCUGUUCAAAAAUAAGAACACCAAAGAAGCUGGCAUUUGA